CCCCCACCCCUCCCUCAUCGCCUCAGCGGCCGCAGGGCGGGAUCAGGCAGGGAGGAGCCGCCCCGCUCCCCGCCAACAUGGACGGGGCCGGGGCGCAACCUCCUCCCGGUAGCUUCUAAACCUUCCGCCGCGGUUUGGCGGUUGAGUCGCGGUAAGGAGAAGGAGGGGGAAGUUUUAUCCCCCCGCCUCUCCCAGAGGGAGCCGCCGCCAUGGACGAGCAGAGCGUGGAGAGCAUUGCUGAAGUAUUCCGAUGUUUUAUUUGUAUGGAGAAAUUGCGUGAUGCACGUCUGUGUCCUCAUUGUUCCAAGCUCUGCUGUUUCAGUUGUAUUCGGCGCUGGCUGACUGAACAAAGAGCUCAGUGCCCUCAUUGCAGAGCCCCACUGCAGCUACGAGAGCUGGUGAACUGUCGUUGGGCAGAAGAGGUCACCCAACAGCUCGACACACUUCAGCUCUGCAACCUCACAAAGCAUGAAGAAAAUGAAAAAGACAAGUGUGAAAAUCACCAUGAAAAGCUCAGUGUUUUCUGCUGGACCUGUAAGAAGUGCAUCUGCCACCAGUGUGCACUUUGGGGAGGAAUGCACGGAGGACACACUUUUAAGCCACUGGCAGAAAUCUAUGAGCAACACGUCACAAAAGUAAAUGAAGAAGUGGCAAAGCUGAGGAGAAGACUCAUGGAACUUAUCAGUUUGGUGCAAGAAGUGGAGAGGAACGUGGAGGCCGUGAGGAGCGCCAAGGAUGAGCGAGUCCGGGAAAUCAGGAAUGCAGUGGAGAUGAUGAUUGCCCGGUUAGACACUCAGCUGAAGAACAAGCUUAUAACACUAAUGGGUCAAAAGACAUCACUUACUCAAGAAACUGAACUUCUGGAAUCCCUGCUUCAAGAAGUAGAACAUCAGUUACGAUCCUGCAGUAAGAGUGAGUUGAUAUCCAAAAGCUCAGAGAUCCUGAUGAUGUUCCAGCAGGUUCAUCGGAAGCCUAUGGCCUCAUUUGUCACUACUCCUGUCCCCCCAGACUUCACAAGUGAAUUGGUUCCAGCCUAUGACUCAACUACCUUUGUCUUGGAAAACUUCAGUACGUUGCGUCAGCGAGCUGAUCCUGUCUACAGCCCACCUCUUCAAGUGUCAGGACUCUGCUGGAGGUUAAAAGUUUAUCCAGAUGGAAAUGGAGUAGUAAGGGGCUACUACCUGUCUGUGUUCUUGGAGCUCUCCGCUGGAUUGCCAGAGACAUCCAAGUAUGAGUACCGUGUAGAAAUGGUUCACCAAUCCACCAACGAUUCCACCAAAAACAUCAUUCGAGAGUUUGCCUCUGAUUUUGAAGUUGGGGAGUGCUGGGGCUACAACAGAUUCUUCCGUUUGGACUUGCUGGCCAACGAGGGCUAUUUAAACAGGCAAAAUGACACUGUCAUCCUCAGGUUCCAGGUCCGUUCCCCAACCUUUUUCCAGAAGUGUCGAGAUCAGCACUGGUACAUUGCUCAACUGGAAGCAGCUCAGACAAGUUAUAUCCAACAAAUAAAUAACCUUAAAGAAAGGCUUGCAAUUGAGCUGUCCCGGACUCAGAAAUCCCGAGGCAUUUCCCCUCCAGACACUCAUCUCAGUCCCCAGAAUGAGGAUGGGUCUGAAACCAGAUCCAAGAAAUCUGGACAAAGCACUGAAGUGCUGCUUGAGAAUGUUGCUGCUCCAGGAUUGGUGCGAGAUAGCAAGGAAGAGGAGGAGGAGAAGAUCCAGCAAGAAGACUUGAAUCAUGAGCUCUCUGAUGGUGACCUGGAUAUAGAUCUUGCUGGAGAAGAUGAGGUGAACCACCUUGAUGGAAGCAGCUCUUCAGCUAGCUCAACAGCAACCAGUAACACAGAAGAAAAUGAUAUUGAUGAGGAGACUAUGUCUGGAGAAAAUGAUGUGGAAUACAGCAGUAAUAUGGAGUUGGAAGAAGGAGACCUCAUGGAGGAUGCAGCAGCUGCUGCUACUUCUGGAGCAUCAGGUUCUAGCCAUGGCUAUACCAGUGCAAGUGGAAGAUCUUCAAGGCGGGGAGGAAGUGCCCUGGGCUCAACAGCCAGUAGCAGUUUACUAGAUAUAGAUCCCUUGAUUUUAAUCCACUUGUUGGACCUAAAAGACAGAAAUAGUAUGGAAAACCUUUGGGGCCUUCAGCCACGACCACCUUCAUCUCUUCUGCAGAACAGAGCAUCAUCCUAUUCCCUGAAGGAUCGGGAGCAGCGCAGGCACCAGGCAAUGUGGCGUGUGCCACCCGACCUGAAGAUGCUGAAAAGACUGAAAACUCAGAUGGCUGAAGUUAGAAGCAAGAUGUCUGAUGUGAAAAACCAACUCUCAGAAGUGAGAAGCAGCAAUGCUGGCUCCUCUGAUGGACAGCCUAGCUUCUUCUCCAUUGAGCAAGGUGCUUUAGCUGCCUGUGGAACAGAAAGCUGCAGCAAGCUGCAAGAAAUAGGAAUGGAACUACUGACAAAGUCUUCUGUUACCAGUUGUUACAUAAGGAAUUCUGCAAGUAAGAAGAGCAAUGCACCCAAACCCCUUCGCUCAGGAGCAGCUGGCAGCCUGUCCUUACGCCGAGCCAUGGACUGUGGGGACACCAAUCUUCGUUUAAAAGGGGACAGUCAGGCUGCUGAAGGUGGAGUAGGGAAUUCCAAGCUGAGCAGUCGACACCACUCAGCCAGGCCCCUGGCUAACAGCAACGUUUCUGAGGCACUGCCCAAGCCAGAGGAAAGACCUUGUGAAGGUUCAGAUGGUGAUGUGGGAGUUUCUGGCUUAAAUGGCUUAGCUGCUGUAGAGAAGACCAGAAAAGUUGGAGCUCUAGGAUCAAAUUCUAAAGGAUGUCGUACAGAAGGAGCACAGCCAGGUGGUCUGGAAAACAGCUCUGAAACUGGUGAACUGCAGGGUGUUCUUUCUGAAGGGGCUUCUGGAGGGCCAGAAGAAGCCGGGGUAUGUCAGAAGCAUGUCCUUCAUCUCCUACCAGGGAUGAGCAGCGACAGUGACAUUGAAUGUGACACAGAAAACGAAGAGCAGGAGGAUGCCACUUCUGUCUCAGAGAGAUUUAACAAUGCCUUCUCUGUCCCAUCCUCGAGUGAAGCCUUGGAGCGGUGCUCAGCGUUCACAGAGGGUGAUCAAGUGGGUCCUGAUGAUCUCAGCUUUGUGACUGGAGAAGACAGCACCAGGUAGAGGAUGGGCUUGGGGCCUGAAGACCUGCUGGCUUGUGUCCCUGGGAAGAGGUGGUGCAUUUAUUCCCAAGGCUGGUGUUGGUGGUUGUGUGAACACUCCAUUCUGUCAACUACCCUCAUGUGGUUCUUCUGCAGUUGUCUUAAACCUGUUACUGGGGCCAAGUGACCUUUGAAAGCUUUACACUGAAGGUUGCAUUCCUGCUGGCUCUGCCAGCUUCAGAUGCUCUGAUUAAAAACAAAAAUUGCCCAAAAGGUGCUGGAGCCCCCAUUUUAGGAUGUGUGUCCUGUUGUAUCACUGGGAGAGCUGCAAAUGUGUCAAUGGCCUCAUUUUAAACGGGAUGGACUGGUCGUGCCUCUGCUGAGCCCCACAGAUGCUGUGGAUUGAGAGCUGGGGGUGAGUAGCUGGCACUGCAGUUGUUUUUUUCCUCACUGGACCAACCCAUCACAUUGCCAAACUCUUUGCCACUGUGUGUUGCAUUUUUGAGCUGCUAAACUACUUGUGAAGCUACGAGGAGAGCUGAAUACCUGGCUAGUGACAAAGCAUGAGUAGCUGUGAGCAGUAGUUGUCCUUGUCUCAGCUGGCUGUACUGAUGUUUGUUUCUGUGAGAAUGUCCCACAGUGGAAGUGCUGUACAACUCAUAGUUUAAACCUGUUUGCACUUUGUUAAUAAAAUGAAUGUUGAACUCUGGUGUGAAGUUCCAGAUGUUUUUGUGUAACUAAGGCUAGAAGCAGUCUGAGCAGCACCUGCUACCAGGCUGGGCUUGCUCCUUAGUGCUGAGUGGCUGUAACAGCUGAUGGCUUAGUGAGGAGCUUUUUGCUGCCCUACACCUGUCACUCUUUUCCUGAAUUCUGCAGUGAAUUGUGCUUAAUUCUGUGUGGCCUUUUUAAACCUGUGGUAGCUUUAAAUGCUUAAAUCUCCUCUGCUCAAACAGGAACUGAGGAGGAUCCACAGCUUCUGCCCCAUCCUCUGGUUCUUCACUUCUCAGCUGGAGGAGAGAGGUGCAGCUCAGAGCUGUGUGCUCUGGUAGUGUGUGUUUACUGUUGUGCAGGGCUGCAUGUUGAUUAUCAUGCACAGCUCAAUUAGCAGUAAUCAUGGAGCUCUGCCUCUUCAACUCUCACAGAUGCUUUACUCUUAAUAGGAGGCCCAAGCUGAAGAAAAUGAUGUUGAUUAGGCACAGCAGCUCUUCAGGAGCUGGUGUCCAGCCUGUGCAGGGCCCAACACUGAGCCAUACCAUCAUGCUUUGCUCACCUUAUGAAGAACUUGUUAAAAACCUCAUGUAUAUAAAUAAGAAGCAGGCUUGGGAGACUUAUUUAUCUAAAUUAACUUAUGUUGUGCCCCAAAAGCCCCUUCCCAGGUCCUGAGUAACCACAUGGGCUCACAGUGCUGAACAGUGUCAUUUGCUGUUACACACAAUGCAAAGGAAAUGGACUUUCACCCCAGUAAAGAGACUUAAUUCAGAUGUUUGCUGGUUUUGUGAGCUUUUAAAUAAACAGACUAUCUGAA
Calypte anna (Anna's hummingbird) is the source of this 4664-nucleotide messenger RNA. It is a transcript of the gene TRIM37, whose product is annotated as tripartite motif containing 37. Gene Ontology annotation, cellular component: aggresome; peroxisome. Bases 210 to 3161 code for a protein of 983 amino acids. Lineage: Eukaryota; Metazoa; Chordata; Aves; Apodiformes; Trochilidae. Gene Ontology annotation, biological process: protein autoubiquitination; negative regulation of centriole replication. Gene Ontology annotation, molecular function: ubiquitin protein ligase binding; tumor necrosis factor receptor binding; zinc ion binding. The record is from RefSeq and is a predicted model, not a curated record. The transcript has 25 exons.